GUGGAGAAGAACAACAGCCGCAUCAAGUUAGGGCUCAAGAGCCUUGUCAGCAAAGGCACCUUGGUGCAGACUAAAGGAGUCGGUGCGUCUGGCUCCUUCCGGCUCAGUAAGAAGCCUGGCGAAGUGAAAGAAAAAGCCCCCAAAAAGAAGGCAGCCGCGACCAAGUCAAAGAAGUUGGCGGCCAAGAAGCCUGCCACCGCUGCCAAGAAGCCAAAGAAGGCAGUGACAGCAAAGAAGAGCCCUAAGAAAGCCAAGAAGCCGGCAGCCACCGUAGCUAAGAAAGCAGCUAAGAGCCCGAAGAAGGCGACCAAGGCUGCCAAGCCCAAAAAGGCAGCAUCAGCAAAGAGCCCGGCCAAGGUGAAGGCGGUGAAGCCCAAAGCUGCUAAGCCCAAGGCUGUCAAGCCCAAAGUGGCCAAGGCGAAGAAGGCGGCGUCCAAGAAGAAGUAA
This is a messenger RNA of Mesitornis unicolor (brown roatelo), 447 nucleotides long. Its product is annotated as histone H1.11L. Gene Ontology annotation, biological process: nucleosome assembly. Gene Ontology annotation, cellular component: nucleosome. The transcript has a single exon. The record is from RefSeq and is a predicted model, not a curated record. NCBI's taxonomy places the organism in Eukaryota, Metazoa, Chordata, Aves, Mesitornithiformes, Mesitornithidae. Gene Ontology annotation, molecular function: DNA binding; structural constituent of chromatin. The annotation marks the transcript as partial.